Molecule: messenger RNA, 2066 nt
Organism: Otolemur garnettii (small-eared galago)
Lineage: Eukaryota; Metazoa; Chordata; Mammalia; Primates; Galagidae
Gene: SNX10
Product: sorting nexin 10
Exons: 7
Coding region: 165-770 (201 amino acids)
Biological process (GO): intracellular protein transport
Molecular function (GO): phosphatidylinositol binding
Source: RefSeq, a predicted model, not a curated record
GGGGAACGAGCCUGCCGGCCCUUCCUUUCCAGAGGUGCCGGGCCCUUCCCGCUGCGCCUAGGUGCCGGCCGCCCUGCGGACUCGACGGAGGUCUGGGUCCCCAGGGAUUGGAGCCGCGGAGCUGCAGUCGUUCCGGUCGAGAUUGAUCGUGUCCUGUGCUGAAGAUGUUUCCAGAACAACAAAAGGAGGAAUUUGUAAGCGUCUGGGUUCGAGAUCCUAGGAUUCAGAAGGAGGACUUUUGGCAUUCUUACAUUGACUACGAGAUAUGUAUUCAUACUAAUAGCAUGUGUUUUACAAUGAAAACAUCCUGUGUACGAAGAAGAUACCGAGAAUUUGUGUGGCUGAGGCAGAGACUCCAAAGUAAUGCAUUGCUGGUACAAGUGCCAGAACUUCCAUCUAAAAACUUGUUUUUCAACAUGAACAAUCGCCAGCAUGUGGAUCAGCGUCGGCAGGGAUUGGAAGAUUUCCUCCGAAAAGUCCUGCAGAAUGAACUUUUGCUUUCAGACAGCACCCUUCACCUCUUCUUGCAGAGCCACCUGAAUUCAGAAGACAUCGAGGCGUGUGUUUCGGGACAGACUAAGUACUCUGUGGAGGAAGCAAUUCACAAGUUUGCCUUGAUGAACAGACGUUUCCCUGAAGAAGAUGAAGAAGGAAAAAAGGAAAAUGACAUAGAUUAUGAUUCAGAAAGUUCAUCCUCUGGGCUUGGACACAGUAGUGAUGACAGCAGUUCACAUGGAUGUAAAAUAAGUACAACUCCACAGGAAUCCUGAAAAAUAAUUCUAAUGUGACCAUCCUAGGAAUAGCAAAUUAUGUCCAAUCAUAGAAACGAAAGCUUGCUAAUAACGUAUUCUUACCUAAAGCUCACUGUCAUGAUAUUAGGUAUUUAAAGACAUGGAGUUAUUUAUUAGUGGUAUUUUUAUGUUGUCUGAUUUUAGCCAAGCUUCUGUAUCAAGCUAAAAUCCUGUGAAUGCAAUAGUGUCCUUUAGAGGUGAAUGUUACUGGUAAACAAGAUCCUGCCCUCAAAUGAAAUGAUAGAUAGGUUAAAAAAAAAAAAAACCCUAGCUGGUUUUAUUGAAUUUUAAAAGCUAGGUAUAUAGGUAGCAUUUAAAAUCAAGAUAGGGCAUUCUGUCUUGUAUCAAUGGGGCAGUGUUACUGUAAACACAGCGUAUAUAUUAACCACUUUGAAGAGUAAACAGCUUAGACCAGACUGCCUUUCUCAGACGUGUGGUUGAUAUUUUGUGGCUAUCUUCUGUGCCCUGGCAAAACCCUUUGCUUUUGGGUGUGUGACUGACAUAUUUUAAGAGUAUUUAAUCUUGCCAGUAUUCUGCUUCACACUUAGAUGGAAAAUGUAUCUUAUGAAUAGAGUAUUAAAAUAAUGUUUACAUCUUAGAAAAAAACAGAAAUAGUGCUAGUAGUUUUACUUAUCAUUGCAAUAGAUAGCUUCAGAAAUACAUUUUCAUUGUCCAGAAUUAGCUUCAACAAAUGGUUUCUGGCAAUAAAUCAUUUGUUUUCAUUAUCAUUGUAUAAUUAGAAUUAUAGGUUAAUGAUUUAUUUUCUGACUAAAUGUGCAAUUUCUUACCACUAGAUAAUGUUCAGUAUCAGUGGUGGUAACUUAGUGCUUAUCUGAAGUCAAAAGAAGGGUCUCAUAAAAAAUUAAUAUGUUUAAUUUUACCAAAAAAUAUUUCCAAAAUUUAGAAAAGGAUGCCAAGCUGCUAAUUUCAGGAUUAUUCAUUAAAAAAACAUUUAUCUUUUAACCAUGUACACGAAGAUUGGUACAAUUAAAAAAAAAAAUGUCUUUUUUGUUUGUUUUUAGUGGCCCAAAGAUCGGACGUCUUAGAUAAACUACUUUGAACUUCACAUUUCAGAUGAGGCAGCAUUUUCUAGAAAUAAUUACCCAAGUUUCUUCUUUGUUGAAUAGAACAAAAUAUCUCUCUGAAACUAACAGGAGGAUAUUUUCACAUAACUGGAUAACUUGUUGCUUUAAUUAAAUGCCUAAUUGGAGAGUAAUGGGAUAAUAUGGAACAACAUUUCAUUUUAACAAGGAAUUUAAAAGUUAUUGUAUUUUU